AGAUUAUGAAAACAAACAAGUGAAGGGGCAUACACGCAAAUACACACACAACUACAACAGCUUCUUCCCCCCCAGCUCCGCUUUGCCUUCGCCGGGUGGAUCAGCGGCAGACGAUUGACGAUGUCGUCCCUCAACUCGCUCUUCAACCGAUCCUCUCCAUUCGGCACCAAAUGCAAAACAUGCUUGAAUUUGAUCAUUUCAAGGAUCAAGCUGCUGCGCAAUAGGAGGGAAAUGCAACUGAUAAAUAUGCGCAAAGAGAUGGUUCAGUAUCUUCAGACAGGCCAGGAAUCGAUUGCAAGGAUUCGAGUGGAACACAUUAUUCGGGAGCAAAAUAUAUUGGCUGCCUAUGAGAUUGUGGAGCUUUUCUGCGAAUUUGUUCUGGCACGAGUCCCUAUCGUUGAGGUUCAAAAGGAAUGCCCCAUAGAAUUACGAGAAGCAAUAUCUAGUAUUAUCUUUGCAUCAGGAAGAUGCUCAGACUUGCCUGAGCUAAUGCAUCUCCGUAAUUUGUUUACCACCAAGUAUGGAAAGGAGUUUGUUGCUGCUGCUCUGGAAUUGCGCCCUGAUAGUGGUGUUAAUCGCACAAUAAUUGAAAAGCUUUCAGUCAAGGCUCCAUCAGCUGAAUCAAAGUUGAAGGUUUUGAAAGCUAUAGCUCAUGAGUACAAUCUUGACUGGGAUUCUUCUAAUACGGAAGCAGAGUUUAAUAAGAAAUAUGAAGAUCUACUGGACGGCUCAGGAUCCUCAGUCCGCCAAGGCCAGACACCUAUAAUUGAGAGCACUCCGGUUGCUUCAGUUUCCAGGGAUAAGCCAUCGAUCUUACCUGUGGAGGACACUAGAAAACUUCAAACUCCCGGGUCCCCAAGUUCACCUACUGUGAGUUCAAGAGCAUACGCUGCCCCCAAGAUUAAUGUGGGCAGCCAGGAGCAUCAACCCCCUGUUGCGGAGAUACCCUGCACUAGCCGAGGUUCGUCAGAUGUACUAGAAAAGGCCCGAGCUGCCAUUGCUGCAGCCAGCCGUGCAUCUGCCGCUGCCCGCGCAGCAGCAGAUCUUGUGAAGGUUAAAGUUGCAACCCAAUGAUGUGUGCCUGCUGUUGAUGCGAGAUUCUGGCAAACAACUACUUGAUGAACAUAUUUCAUUGCGUAAUUGUAUUAUGUGUGUGUUUCUCUGUAUGUGCAUUAAAUAUCUUUUUCACCAGGAGCACUGCCGUUCAAUAAAAACAAGUGUUUGUAUAUUUACAAGAA
Molecule: messenger RNA, 1238 nt
Organism: Brachypodium distachyon (stiff brome)
Lineage: Eukaryota; Viridiplantae; Streptophyta; Magnoliopsida; Poales; Poaceae
Product: IST1-like protein
Exons: 6
Coding region: 121-1074 (317 amino acids)
Biological process (GO): protein transport
Source: RefSeq, a predicted model, not a curated record